Cyclocybe aegerita is the source of this 483-nucleotide messenger RNA. The record is from the annotation of a GenBank genome assembly. NCBI's taxonomy places the organism in Eukaryota, Fungi, Basidiomycota, Agaricomycetes, Agaricales, Hemipholiotaceae.
AUGUUCAACUCAUUCCAAACAUGGUUACAGGCUGUCCAAGUGAGGAGGCAGAACCCCAAGGCUUGCACCUCUGAGCUCUUCAUCCUCCUGCAUGGCAUGCUAUUCACAACCAUCCAACUGGAUGGCUUCAAGCAUGCCCUUGCCCACUUUAUUGAGCACCUCAAGAUCAAAGGUGCAGAGGAGCGUGUCUGGAUUGUGAUCACCACCAUCAACAUCUCCACCAUGCUCAAGUACAGACAGCUGGGCAGGAUACUGAGGAAGGCUGCAGCUAUAGUGCAUGUCAUAGCAAAGAAGGCUGUGGCUGGUGUUCUGGGCUUAAUGCCUGUUAGUGUUGAUGAGAAUGGUGACAGCAUCAUGAAAUCACUGGUUCUCCUGAGCAUGUACUCAGAGAGCCUCAAUACUGACAUCCUUUCUGCUUUUAAGCUCACACUUGCUGUUCAAUGUGACUACAAUAGAAGUGGUUGUGGCAGCAGGUGCAAGUGA